CGUCAAACAUAAUUCGUGCAUGUAUGUAAUAAAACGCGCCGUCUCCGUCGAUGUAAUAAUAAUGCCGUCGCUACGUAUAGUGCAGUGGCUGUGGCUACAUUUUUUCCUUUCGAGUGUCGUGCCGGAGUUUAGUGCUAUGGGAGGUAUUUGCCCAACUGCGUGCACGUGUAAGUGGAAAGGUGGUAAGCAGACCGUGGAAUGUAUGGAACGAGGACUUAUAGCUAUACCGGACAGCAUCGAUACCGAAACACAAGUUUUGGAUUUAUCGGGAAAUAAUCUUCAAAUUUUACAUAGAGAAGCGUUCAAUAGAACUGGUUUAAUAAAUCUUCAAAGAGUAUUUUUAAGAAGCUGUCGUAUCGGUCAAAUAGACAAUCUAGCGUUUAGAGGACUUACCAAUUUAAUCGAAUUAGAUAUAUCACAUAAUCUUCUUACUAGCGUUCCCUCGGGAACGUUCAAAGAUAUCCCAUUUUUACGUGAUUUAAUUAUUUCUAAUAAUCCGAUUCAAAAAAUCGAAUCUCAUGCUUUCCAAUCUAUACACGGUUUAGUGAAAUUGGAUUUGUCCAAUUGCGAAAUUCAAAAUGUUGCUCCGAAAGCGUUCGAAGGCAUAGAAAUGCUCGAAUCCCUCAAAAUAAACGGAAAUCGACUUUCUGAGCUACGGUUACGAACGGUCGAAACUCUAACGCGACUCCAUGGAGUAGAACUACACGAAAAUCCUUGGCACUGCGAUUGCAGAUUACGUUCUGUGAAAGAAUGGUUACUAAGAAAUAAUAUUCCUUAUCCAGAAAAUCCUGUUUGUAGUGGAGGACCUGAACGAGUUAUACACAAAACUUUCGCCGAAUUACAUAUCGAUGAUUUCGCUUGUAAACCGGAAAUAUUACCAGUUAGCAGAUUCAUAGAAGCUGUUGUUGGUGAAAAUGCUACUAUCACUUGUAGAAUCAAUGCUGUACCAGCCGCUCAAGUUAAAUGGUACUGGAACGGAAAACAACUUCUUAAUAAUACAGUUUUCUCUCCCCAUCAAUUUAUUAAUAUAUAUGAAGAUGGUAAACAAGAGAAAAUAAGCAAUUUAGUAUUAACGAAUGUCCAAGAAGGAGACGCCACUGAAUUCUACUGCGUAGCAGAAAAUAGAGCAGGUAGCUCCGAAGCAAAUUUCACUUUAAGGGUGUCAUUAAGACCGUUAGGAAUAACUUCUUUAGGAAAUGGUCAAAUUGCAGGACUAAGCGCUGCUUUAGUAUUUCUCAUUUUAUUCAUAUUAGUCAUCAUAUCAAUUUUAUUAAUUAAACUCAGAAGAAUACCUUUCACUGAAAGUAAAACACCAGGUCACGUAGAAGUAGUUACUGUCGUCAACAGUGGUAACAUUCCCAAUGGAAAAUCUGUUUCACCUAUCAAUACUCCCGAGGAAACUUCCUCUUUCACCGAAAGAAAACCACCAGGAGAAUUAACUUUCUGCAAUCCGAUUCAAAAACCUCCUCGAUUAAAUGACGUUCCUUACUCGACAGUUCAUUACAAUGGAAACGGCAGUAUAAUAACCAGUAUAGUGUCUCCAUCUUCAGGAUCAGUCAAUAACCCAGAUUUGAUAAAUGACACCAAAAGCGGAGAAUUACCUGCUUCAACCGAGUCGCUCGAUAGACCAAUGAGCGGAGAAUACAGCAGAAAUCCGGAUUCGUUGUAUCCAUCUGGAUUAUGGAGUGGCGAAACGAUUCCUGCUAUUCUUUCAAGUUUUCAAUAUAACGAUAAAACGCCUAUUAUGCAUGACGGAACAAGCACUGGAGGUUCCGUUGAAGAACUCAAUUUUCGUUUAGCUCAAGGAACUAAUCGUUUAGCUUCCUAUCCCUCGGAUUACGGUCUUCCUAUAGUAGAAAACAAAACAGAAAACGUUUCAAUACCGGCAUCUCAAGUUAAUUUACCAGUAAACGCAAAGACGUUAAGAGUGUGGCAAAAAGGGGCGGUACCAGUAUUACCUCCGGUAACUGCUUUAAAAAGAGUAUUGACUAAUAAUAGGAAUUCACCCGAUGAAGGAUAUCAAGAAGGCUGCGGUACCGAUGUUUAAAUAGGUUAAAACGUUCCUAAAAAAGUAUGGACUGUAUUAUUUAGGUUGCUCAAAAUGGCAACUUUUCUAGUGCUGUGAACGAAAAAAAAAACCUUGUAUAUAUUUAUUUCCCUGUGUGAUAUUUGGCUCAUAGUCAAGAUAUUUAUAUAUAAAUGUGAAUAUUGUGAAUAAUGAUUGUAGUUAAUGUUGAAUAAUAUUGGAGUAUACAUGGUCAAAAGACUGAUUUAGAUAGAGUUUGUAAAAGAAUAUGUUUCUCUGUAUUAUUAAAUUGGGGUACGUAUUUCUAUAUAUUAAAAUAAAAUAUAAGCGUUACU
Diorhabda sublineata is the source of this 2361-nucleotide messenger RNA. RefSeq names its product leucine-rich repeat-containing protein 4. Gene Ontology annotation, molecular function: protein binding. Lineage: Eukaryota; Metazoa; Arthropoda; Insecta; Coleoptera; Chrysomelidae. Bases 20 to 2047 code for a protein of 675 amino acids. The transcript has a single exon. The record is from RefSeq and is a predicted model, not a curated record.